UUUGCCUGUUCCACCCUAUUUUAUAGACCGCCCACAAUCACUUUUGAGGAACAGGAGGGGAUCCUGAGUCGAACCGUGCCUAAUCAACAUGUUGCUAAUUAACAAAUUGGCUGUAUUGUCAGCUUUCGUCGCUUCGGUGACCGCUCAGACGUGGACCGACUGUGACCCUCUCAACAGUACCUGUCCCGCAGCGCCCGCCCUGGGCACCAAUCACACUUGGGUCUUCAAUCAGACCAUGGAUGACAAAAUUUGGAAGAUUACGAACGGCAAUAUCGACUGGACUGAAGAUGGAGCGGAAUUCUCCAUCAGGAAGAAAUUAGACUCUCCCACAAUGCAGUCGACCUUCUUUAUCUUCUUCGGCAUUGUCGAGUCCCAUGUCAAGAUGGCGAAGGGCCAUGGUAUCGUCAGCAGUGUGGUGCUUCAGUCAGCCGAUCGAGACGAGAUUGAUUGGGAAUGGGUGGGCUACAAUACUUCCGAGGUCCAGUCAAACUACUUUGGCAAAGGCAAUGACACGUCAUUUGGCCGCGGUGGCUUUCACUAUGUGGAGAAUGCUGAUACUGAAUUCCACAACUACACCACCUACUGGACCCAGGAGAAACUCGAGUGGUGGCUUGACGGCAAUCUGGUCCGGACGUUGAAGUACGAAGAUGCCGUAGAUGGCAAGAACUUCCCCCAAACGCCUAGCAAUGUUCGUUUUGGUAUCUGGCCCGCCGGUGACCCUAAAAACGCCCAUGGCACGAUUGAAUGGGCUGGAGGCGAGGUCGAUUACAACGCUGGUCCCUACACCAUGGUCGUGAAGAACGUGCGCGUGCAUGACUUCCACACUGGCAAAGAGUACAAUUACACAGAUCAUUCGGGAUCGUGGGAAAGUAUUCAGGUCGUCCAGGGCAAUUCCACUACCGUGGAGCAGCUGAACAAGGAGCCAGAGAAAUCCCUGAGCGAGAAAUGGGCUGCGCUGCCAACUGCAGCUAAGACCGGGGUAUACUGCGGUGCUGCAGCUGCCGGCGUUCUUCUCAUCGCUGUAGGCGCCAUUUACGUUAUCAGGCAACGCAAGAAGGGUCGCCUCGAAUAUGCUCUCGACGACACUAGGUGGAACAAUGAACGGAACGAGAUGAACAACCUUCAAACCACUUGGAAAGCAAGCGAAUGGGGACACAGAGGCUAUCAACCAGUGAACUAGCCAAAGCUUCGUCAGAGAUACCUAGGGACACGACAACACAAUCCCUACGUUGAUGAUGAAAACGAAACAAAAGAUGUUUUUUUUGGGGGGAGGAUUUUCUGCCGCGCCACCUGCAAGGGGGGCUGGGUUGCCUUGCUGCACCCUUAUGCACGUUGCAGCAGAGACCGAGCGAAAUAAUCUCGCGCCGGCUUUGCUGGCCAAAGUUGCGUGGGCUGGUUUUUAAUCUCUUGGGGUUUUGGCGUCGCUUCGGUAGAGCGUAUUGGGCUCAUGAUUUGCCU
Molecule: messenger RNA, 1458 nt
Organism: Aspergillus alliaceus
Lineage: Eukaryota; Fungi; Ascomycota; Eurotiomycetes; Eurotiales; Aspergillaceae
Product: glycoside hydrolase family 16 protein
Exons: 2
Coding region: 89-1180 (363 amino acids)
Biological process (GO): fungal-type cell wall organization; carbohydrate metabolic process
Cellular component (GO): fungal-type cell wall
Molecular function (GO): hydrolase activity, hydrolyzing O-glycosyl compounds; glycosyltransferase activity
Source: RefSeq, a predicted model, not a curated record